Molecule: messenger RNA, 699 nt
Organism: Cylicostephanus goldi
Lineage: Eukaryota; Metazoa; Nematoda; Chromadorea; Rhabditida; Strongylidae
Source: the annotation of a GenBank genome assembly
UUGCCCUUUAUAAAUGAUGCUAAUUUAUGCUGUUUUCAGGUGGCCCUUAGGGGCUCGGGCCACCUUAGAGGAGCCCUUAUACCUAUUAAGUUCGGCAAUGUGAGUUUUUUCUUUGUGUACCCGUGGUACAGGUACAAAUGGAUACGUGGAAGCCAACCUCUCAAAUUUGUUGCUAUCGAGAGGCAGAGGGGUGAAAUCAAUCGCGCUCCUAAUGAGGAACUUCUACAACAUCAACGAAAAAGGAUCACUGAGAUGGAUUGUGCGGAAUCCGAAAUGUUGAUGGAGGAAAAGUUAUAUCCGAAAGUGCUUCCACUUUGGCCAAAUUCUUUCACUAUACGUGACAAGUAUGAAAGCAAGCUGAAACAGAUUCAGUCUGAAGUGCUGGCUUCACAUCCUGGUCCAUCUUCUGGUAUAUCGCAACAGAUGAGAGAUGAGUUUGCUGUUGUUUUGGAGAAAGUUGAGACUACAACAGAUCAGAAAAUGAUGCUUCAGAAAGAGUUGGAGCAAGCAAGAACCGACAUGGCUGAGUUGCAGCGAGAGGACUAUCCAAAGCAAAUUUCUGAGGAGGAGAUACGGCCAGUGAUGAAGAAAGCACCUCCAUCACCACGGGAAUAUUGUGAUUGUUGUCAAGGUGAGUUCAGGAAGAAAGUCUAUGUAUUUGAGGCAGAUGCUGAUGCAUACGAAUCGUUCCUGAUUUAG